AUGGCUGCGAAGAGAUCGGACAACUUAGACGGUGCUCCUGCGAAACGACAAAAGACCUCGAACGACAUGAAUCCCCAAGAUAAUCCGUAUCUCGCACAUUGGUACGACAAUGGACCCAAUGGCAACAGCAAUGGUCAUUCCACCUCACUAUCAAUGUCCGAAGGUCCGCUGGCCAAGUUCCAAAGACACCAAACCACUGCUGCUCUUGCACGCGAGGCAGAGGACAGCAAGUUCAACCCCUUCACAGGGCGAGCGCUUUCGGAGAGAUAUUUUUCCAUCCUGAAGACAAGAAGAGACCUGCCAGUACAUGCCCAGAGAGAUGAAUUUCUUAAACUGUAUCAGAAAUCACAAAUACUGGUGUUUGUUGGUGAGACGGGUUCUGGAAAGACUACGCAGAUUCCUCAAUUCGUGCUAUACGACGAUCUGCCUCAGCAACAGCGCAAGCUAGUUGCUUGUACCCAACCUCGAAGAGUCGCGGCUAUGUCAGUUGCAGAACGUGUGGCACAAGAGAUGGAUGUCAAACUGGGAGAUGAAGUCGGUUACAGUAUCCGAUUCGAAGACAUGACCAGUCAAAAGACAAUCCUCAAAUAUAUGACUGAUGGCAUGCUUCUUAGAGAAGCCAUGAACGACCACGACCUGACCCGAUACAGCACUAUCAUUCUUGAUGAAGCACAUGAACGUACCUUGGCCACAGAUGUGCUGAUGGGUCUUCUCAAAGAGGUGGUUCUGCGAAGACCGGACCUUAAACUGAUCAUCAUGUCUGCAACUUUGGAUGCUCAAAAAUUCCAGCGGUAUUUUAUGGAUGCGCCACUACUUGCUGUCCCUGGGCGAACACAUCCCGUCGAGAUCUUUUACACUCCUGAACCAGAGCGAGACUAUGUUGAGGCUGCAAUCCGAACUGUACUACAAAUUCAUGCCACUGAAGCAGAUGGUGAUAUUCUUCUUUUCCUCACAGGUGAAGAGGAGAUCGAAGAUGCGUGCCGAAAAAUUUCCUUGGAAGCCGAUGAGAUGAUCCGAGAAGCAGAUGCAGGACCUAUGAAGGUGUACCCCCUGUAUGGUACGUUGCCGCCAGCACAACAGCAGAAGAUCUUCGAACCCGCGCCUGCUCCUCGACGACCAGGUGGACGAGCUGGACGCAAAUGUAUCAUUGCCACUAAUAUUGCAGAAACUUCUCUGACAAUUGAUGGUAUCGUCUAUGUGGUCGACCCUGGAUUUUCCAAGCAGAAGGUCUAUAAUCCACGCAUUCGUGUUGAGUCCCUCCUUGUUUCCCCAAUCUCAAAAGCCUCUGCUCAGCAGCGUGCCGGUCGUGCCGGUCGUACACGUCCGGGAAAGUGCUUCCGUCUCUACACAGAGGGAGCUUUCAAAAAGGAGCUUAUCGAACAAACAUACCCUGAAGUUUUGAGAUCGAAUUUGUCGUCGACAGUGUUGGAGUUGAAGAAGCUUGGGGUUGAUGACCUGGUUCAUUUCGAUCUAAUGGACCCGCCUGCUCCUGAGACUUUGAUGCGGGCACUAGAGGAAUUGAAUUAUUUGGCUUGCCUUGAUGAUGAUGGAAACUUGACAACUAUGGGUCGAUUGGCCUCGGAAUUUCCUCUGGAUCCUGCCCUUGCUGUUAUGCUCAUUUCUUCGCCAGAGUUCUAUUGCUCGAAUGAAAUUUUGAGUCUGACAGCCCUACUGUCCGUCCCUCAAAUUUUUGUUCGUCCUGCUUCUGCAAGAAAGCGUGCAGAUGAAAUGAAGAAUCUAUUCGCCCAUCCCGACGGAGAUCAUCUGACUCUACUCAAUGUAUACCACGCCUUCAAAGGUGCAGAUGCGCAAGCUAAUCCACGACAGUGGUGUCACGAUCACUUCCUCAGUCUCCGUGCUCUUCAGUCAGCCGACAAUGUUCGCCUCCAAUUAAAACGCAUCAUGGAACGAGAAGAACUCGAAUUGAUGUCUACACCGUUUGAGGACAAGAAAUACUAUGAAAAUAUCCGACGAGCUUUGGUGUCUGGAUUCUUCAUGCAGGUGGCGAAGAAGGAAGCCAAUGGAAAGACAUACACUACAGUGAAGGACAGCCAGACUGUUCUCCUUCACCCAAGCACGGUACUUGGCCAAGACAGCGACUGGGUCAUCUACAACGAGUUUGUUCUUACUAGCAAGAACUAUAUCCGCACAGUGACAGGUGUUCGUGGGGAAUGGCUGCUAGAUCUUGCACCCGGCUAUUACGAAAUUGACUCUUUCCCGAAGGGUGAGGUCAAAACGGCACUUCUCCGGCUCAGCGAGAGGAUCGCUAGGCGGCAAAAGAUCAAGAGGUGA
Messenger RNA from Exophiala aquamarina CBS 119918, 2292 nucleotides. RefSeq names its product pre-mRNA-splicing factor ATP-dependent RNA helicase PRP43. The record is from RefSeq and is a predicted model, not a curated record. The coding region runs from base 1 to 2292 and encodes 763 amino acids. NCBI's taxonomy places the organism in Eukaryota, Fungi, Ascomycota, Eurotiomycetes, Chaetothyriales, Herpotrichiellaceae. Gene Ontology annotation, cellular component: spliceosomal complex; intracellular anatomical structure. The transcript has a single exon. Gene Ontology annotation, molecular function: RNA helicase activity; RNA binding; ATP binding.